AUGUUCAUUCUCGAGGGGCUAUGUGUAUGGCAUAUCGAGAGUCUCAGGGGCCAUGGCACGGUUCCUCCCAACCGGCCUGGCCUCACCUGCAGCAACUUAUUCACCACGUUAUCGCUGCUACCAAAGAUAACGGGCACAUUCCAUGGCGGCACUCCAGAGAGAUGGGAAACCCCGCCUACCCGUACGGAGGGAGUGGCAGGGGAGAGAAAUAACCCUGCUUACCCCUCUGGAGGAAGUGCUAGGAGAGAUGUACUCGUGGAACGACCAAUUGCGCAAGAAACUGCCCGCCCACUGCGACAAUGGGAGACGACGCGCAAGCAUGAAGAACAGGAGAAAGCGACGAGAGAAAUAACUCAAGAGCCCGAGAAGUUCCACAUCUCCGCGCGUCAACGUGCAACAUACGCUAGCCGCCUCCCCCUUGAACGCACUGUCACCAUGCACCUCAUUUCGCGUUACCUUCAUGGGCGCUCGAAAAUGGACUUCCAGCUUCCGGAAGGCGAAGCGUUCAAGACUGAAGAGCUCUAA
Messenger RNA from Fusarium vanettenii 77-13-4, 525 nucleotides. RefSeq lists its product as uncharacterized. NCBI's taxonomy places the organism in Eukaryota, Fungi, Ascomycota, Sordariomycetes, Hypocreales, Nectriaceae. The record is from RefSeq and is a predicted model, not a curated record. Bases 1 to 525 code for a protein of 174 amino acids. The transcript has a single exon.